Molecule: messenger RNA, 1998 nt
Organism: Ananas comosus (pineapple)
Lineage: Eukaryota; Viridiplantae; Streptophyta; Magnoliopsida; Poales; Bromeliaceae
Exons: 1
Coding region: 1-1998 (665 amino acids)
Biological process (GO): DNA integration
Molecular function (GO): nucleic acid binding; RNA-DNA hybrid ribonuclease activity
Source: RefSeq, a predicted model, not a curated record
AUGAACCCUCUCAAAUGUGCAUUUGGAGUUUAUUCGGGCAAAUUCCUCGGGUUUAUUGUUAGACAUAGAGGAAUUGAAAUCGACCCGGCAAAAAUCAAGGCUAUUAUGGAAUUGCCACCUCCAAAGAAUUUGAAGCAAUUAAGAUCCUUUCAAGGAAGAUUGGCCUAUAUCAGAAGGUUUAUAUCAAAUCUAUCUGGUAGAAUUAAACCGUUUUCCAAAUUGGUGAAAAAGGAUACGCCUUUUAUAUGGGACGAUGAUUGUCAAACAGCAUUUGACGACAUUAAAAAAUAUUUAUUAAGUCCUCCAGUGCUUGCUGCCCCUAUCCAUGGUAGGCCAUUAAUUUUAUAUACUGUUGCGCUUGAAGGAUCGCUGGGUGCACUCCUUGCUCAAAAUAAUGAAGAAGGAAAGGAAAGUGUUUUAUAUUAUCUCAGCAGGAUGUUGGUGGGGGCAGAAAACUCCUACUCGCCAAUUGAAAAGCACUGUCUAGCCCUUAUAUUUGCCGUUAAGAAAUUAAGGCAUUAUAUGUUGGAGCAUAAAAUCCACUUAAUUUCGAGGGUGGACCCACUUAAAUUCUUAAUGACAAGACCAGUUUUGACUGGAAGGUUGGCAAAGUGGGCUGUUAUACUGCUGGAAUUUGACAUCACUUAUGUGCCACAGAAAGCCAUCAAAGGUCAAGCACUUGCUGAUUUCCUAGCUGCACACCCAAUUCCAGAUGACUCACCUUUGGUCUGCGAUUUGCCCGAUGAGCACAUCAUGUUUAUUGAAGAAGACCAACCCUAUUGGAAAAUGUAUUUUGAUGGCGCGUCCUCAAUUCAACCAGCUUUCAGCCCAAGUAUUCCUCAAAUUAAGGCCGGGAUAGGGUUAAUCUUUAUAACACCUGAAGGAGGCAUUUUAAGAUACUCAUUAGCCCUUUCUGAGCCCCGCACAAAUAAUGAGGCUGAAUAUGAAGCUCUUAUUGCUGGUUUGGAAAUUGCAAUCCAGUUGAACAUACAAAAAUUGCAUAUCUUCGGAGACUCCCAAUUAAUCAUCAACCAAGUUGAAGGAGAGUUUAAAGUACAUAAACCUGAGCUGGUCGAAUGUCAGACGAGGGUAAAAUAUCUUAUGGAGAAAAUUCCAUGUGUAAAAAUAGAAAAAGUAUCCAGGGCUGUAAAUGGAAAAGCCGAUGCCCUAGCUAGAUUGGCUAAAGAGCUUGCCGAUCCCACUAUGGAUGAAGUCCAAAUAACUAUACGGAAUCGGAAAAUAUUGUCCCCGGCUGACUUAAAUCCAGAAAAAGAUACGAAGGAAGCUGAAGUCGCAACUAUCGAUAUAGAAGAUGAUUGGAGGGAACCUUUCAUCGACUUUCUCAAAUAUAAUAAGUUGCCAGAGGAAAAGUCGAGACAGGCACAAAUUAAGAAAAGGGCAAUGAGAUAUGUAUUUGUUAAUGAUCAGCUUUAUCGCAGAUCUUAUGAUCAAUUAUGGCUUAAAUGUUUAUCUCCAAAUGAGAUUAAACAAGUCAUGCAUGAAGUUCAUUCGGGUGUUUGCGGAGCGCACCAAUCAGGGCCAAAAAUGCGCCUCAAAAUUAAACAUUUGGGAUAUUAUUGGCCAACAAUGAUACAAGAUUGUAUGAUGUAUGCUAGAAAAUGCCAUCAAUGUCAAAUCCACGGUGACUUCAUUCAUCGACAUCCAAACCCUUUGCAUCCUACAAUCGCCUCAUGGCCAUUUGAUAUGUGGGGAACAGAUGUGAUAGGACCUAUCAAUCCGCCAUCUUCCAGGGGGCAUAAAUUCAUUCUUGCUGCUACAGAUUACUUUUCUAGAUGGGUUGAGGCAAUCCCACUAAGAGAAGUAAAAGCAGAUGAUGUUGUCAAAUUUUUCAGAGAAAAUAUUCUAUAUCGAUUCGGAGUUCCAAGGCGAAUUAUAUCUGACAAUGGAACUGCCUUCAGGAGUUUCAAAGUCAAUAGAUUUGCCACUCAACAUAAAAUUGAUUGGAGAUAUUCUUCAAUAUAUAAUAUGCAAGGCUAA